Messenger RNA from Lutzomyia longipalpis, 1041 nucleotides. RefSeq lists its product as uncharacterized. The transcript has 2 exons. The coding region runs from base 1 to 1041 and encodes 346 amino acids. Gene Ontology annotation, biological process: DNA integration. NCBI's taxonomy places the organism in Eukaryota, Metazoa, Arthropoda, Insecta, Diptera, Psychodidae. The record is from RefSeq and is a predicted model, not a curated record. Gene Ontology annotation, molecular function: nucleic acid binding.
AUGGAGUUAGCAGCCUCUUCUCUGUAUUGGCAUGGCCCACAGUGGCUAACAGAGGGAGAAUCAGCGUGGCCCAAUGCAGAAAGUUUCCCUGAAACAGACGAGCAAUCAGAACCUGCCGCCGCGGUACUCAAAAUCAAUCAGCAGGAGGGCAAUUACAUCUUCAAGACGCUCACGAGAGACAUCAGCAGCUUCUUCCGCAUGAAGAGAGUGCUACUAUGUGUGUGCAAAUUCAUCCAGAUCCUUCAGUACAAGGCACUGUCGAGAAAGGGAACCCCAUGUGUCAUGCCAAAUCAACCCAACAAGUUCUCGACAAAGGAAUUAUUGUGGGCGGAAAAUCAGCUGAUCAAGUGGGAUCAAGCAAAUCACUUCCUUGAGGACAUUCAGGAUCUCAUGAACAACCGGAAUGCACCCAUCAAGAGCACAUCUCUGCGAAAACUGCACCCAUUCGUCGAUGAUGAGGGAAUUUUACGUGUCGGCGGACGGCUUGGCCAUCUGGACGAUGACUACAGCACCAAAUAUCCGAAAAUUCUCCCGAAUGACACAUUGGCAAAGUUGAUGAUCCGGGAAAUGCACAUCAGGAUGAUGCACGCAGGAACACAGCUACUCUUGGCCCAUUGUCGCAGGCAUUAUUGGCCAAUAGGAGGACGACGUACAGUCAAAGGUGUGAUUCAUCUCUGCAAGGUAUGCUUUGUGCAUCGAACAUCCCGUGAGAGUCAAAUUAUGGGCGAUUUACCCAAACAUCGCAUUUCAUUGAUCAAGGCAUUCAAUAGUGUGGCCAUCGAUUGCUGCGGACCCUUUUUCAUCCGUACAGGCGCAGAAUCUCGUGGCAGAACACAGAGAGUGGAUGUUGUCAUCUUUGUGUGUACUUCCACCAAAGCUGUACACAUCGAAAUCGUCAGCAGACUGACAACUGAGGCAUUUUUGGCCAGUUUUGCGCGAUUCACUGAUCGACGAGGAGUUCCCAAAGACGUCUACUCAGACAACGGCCGUAACUUCCUCGGCGCUGCGCGUGAAUUACAACGUUUACUGAAUCUGCAGUGA